AAGAGAAAGUCCCACCAAAGUACACACAAAGUCCAUUUCUUGGAGAAACGUCUGCAGCUUUACUGAUCAUUUGCAUUAAACACUCAGUUGGAAAUUUCACAAUGAAGAAGUGCACAUCAACCUUUGUUUUUCUGAUCUGCAUGACUCUGCUGUCCAUAACAGACGCCAUGGCUGUUGGACCGCCUGUCCAACAGCUACGCUGCCAGUGUGUUCAAACGUAUGCUGGAAAACCAAUCAGCUCAAAAAUAAUACAGAAAGUACAAAUGUUUCCUGCUGGAGCACAUUGCAAAAAUGUGGAGAUCAUUGCUACUCUGAAAAAUGGACAGACGUGCCUCAAUCCCAGUGAUGAGUGGGUGAAAAAUAUCCUCAAAGCAUGAUUCCCCAUCUGUGUUUGCAUGCAGUAUUUUACGAGUUUUCUUGCUGAAUUUUGUAGCUCACAUUUUUCUUCUACAUAUUUCUGCAGAGCUGUUAAAUGCAAACAUUGUAUCAUACCCAUUGCACACAGUUUGAAUGCAGACGACUUGCUCAUUACAGAAACAAUUUCUGACAAAGCAAAUGUAACAUUUGUAUAACAAAAAAGCGUAUUGUCAAUUUAGCUUAAAGAAACACUGCUGACUAACACUUUGCAUGAAUAUGGAAAAUUUUGCAAUGUAGAAAAAACAUAAAAAUAAACUUUUUUAUUGUUGUAUUUCAACAAUCUUCAUAAAAGUUAUUUUUUAACUAAAUAUGCGUCGCGAUGCACACAUGAGGAACACGGAACGAAGGAGAAGAGAAGUAAAUAAACCAAAAAGGUUUUUUUAACAACAGAACGCCGGGGAUUAGUGCUGUUCGGUUCUUGAACGAAUCGUUCAACCAACUGUCGAAGUUUGCAGAGGAUUACUGAGGACUCAUCAAGAACCAAAUGAGCUGUUGCCACAUUUGCCAAGGAUUACUGAGGACUCAACGAGAACCGAAUGAGCUGUUGCAACGUUUGCCGAGGAUUACCGAAUAUUCUGUGAGUGAGUUGACGAUUCUGUGUGCAAGCCUGAGGCAUGUGCACUUAUUAAAACUUUGUGUGAUGAAAAAUAAAUUGAACAAUAGUU
Molecule: messenger RNA, 1082 nt
Organism: Carassius auratus (goldfish)
Lineage: Eukaryota; Metazoa; Chordata; Actinopteri; Cypriniformes; Cyprinidae
Product: interleukin-8-like
Exons: 3
Coding region: 102-377 (91 amino acids)
Biological process (GO): immune response; chemotaxis; defense response
Cellular component (GO): extracellular region
Molecular function (GO): chemokine activity
Source: RefSeq, a predicted model, not a curated record